Tripterygium wilfordii is the source of this 336-nucleotide messenger RNA. RefSeq lists its product as uncharacterized. The transcript has 2 exons. The record is from RefSeq and is a predicted model, not a curated record. NCBI's taxonomy places the organism in Eukaryota, Viridiplantae, Streptophyta, Magnoliopsida, Celastrales, Celastraceae. Bases 1 to 336 code for a protein of 111 amino acids. Gene Ontology annotation, molecular function: DNA binding; protein dimerization activity.
AUGGCAAGAAGAAGAAUUAGGCUUGCAUGGAUAGAAAAUAGAGCUGCUAGAAAAGCGACUUUGAAAAAGAGGAGGCCAAGCUUGCUAAAAAAAGUUAGUGAAUUGGCCAUCUUAUACUAUGACACUGCUGCAAUCAUCGUCAAAAAGAUUGAUCAGGGGAAGAAAAUGUUAAUUCAAGAGUCAUACUUGAGGGAGGAAGUGGUUAAAUUGGAGAAGAAAGUCACAAUGAUUGAGAGGAAGUUGAAGGAGUUGGAGUUGAAAAAUCUGAUGAACCAAACUGACCAAGAUAGGAAGUUAGGAGGUUCAAUUUGUCAGAAGAAAAUGCCCGCGAUCUAA